CACGCAAUCGCGAUAUCGAAACCAAAACUAGCAUUCAACGAGGGGAAUCGCAUACAUUUCGUCGUAUUGAACAACGAAGAGUGUUCAUGAUUAAAACAAGACUAACGAUGUUUACAAUGUAUUGAACAGCCUGGACAUGGAACUUGUUCUAAAGAAAGACAGCAUCGUUAAUCAAAAGGUUGAUGUAAUUGUAAACUCGACCCCGCCAAAUUUAAACUUGUCCGAUGGAGUGGUAUCACGGGCCAUACUGGAAAGAGCGGGAGACGCCAUACAGCAGGAGUGUAAUGAUCAGUAUCAAAGUGGGAUCAAAUCUGGAGAAAUCGCCGAGACAACUGGAGGAAGCCUGUCGUGUCAAACAAUAUACCACCUAACUUUACCGGAUUGGUCAGAUCAAGGAGAUAUGAAACUGGAGGAAGUGAUCACAACAUGCCUUGAAAAAGCAGACGCAGAUGGACAUUCUUCUAUUGCUUUUCCAGUACUAGGAGUUGGGAAACUCAAAUAUCCACCAGAUGCUGUUGCAAAAAUCUUCUUCGAAACAGUCAUAGGAUUUGCAGAAAGAAGUCCAGGUUCCCUGCAGAAAGUUGUAGUUGCCAUUUUCAAUUCCAACGAUGCCAUCAAGGCAUUUGAUAAUGAGCGAAAAAACCACUUGUUUGAAACAAGAAUUCAGAUUAAUGCAAGGCUUGACCAAACUAUUCUUUCAAACUCGGCUCGAAUGCGUUUCCAGCCAUUGUCAUUAGGACAGACUAAAGGUGCAAAAAGACCAAAAGUUUCAUACGUGGUGGGCAAUAUAGCCAAUCAAAAUGCAGAUGUGUUAGUGAAUUCCACAAUACCCAGCUUGGAUUUGACUAGUGGACCAGUAACCAAGGCGAUACUUGCUGCAGCUGGACCUGGCAUCCAGCAGGAAUGUCAGACGAACUACCCCAAUGGCAUCAAGAGCUGGGAGGUGGCAGUGACCAGUGGAGGACAGCUGAAAUGCAAGCAGAUAUACCACACAACUCUUGUAAAAUCUGAGUGGUCCGACAUCAAACAGAAUUAUGAAGGUCUAAUCAAACGUUUGUUGGACACAGCUGAAUCUGCAAGCCUAGAGUCGAUAGCAUUUCCUGUGUUGGGAGCUGGUGUACUGAAAUACCCCCCUGAUGAAGUGGCAAAAUGCAUGUUUGAAACAGCUUUGGCAUUUCGAGGAAUACAUCUGAAAACCAUCAUAUUUGCAAUACAUCCAAAAGAUGAAUCUAUUCAAACGGCAUUUAAAACCGAGCUGAGAAGACGUAUAGAUUUGAAUAGAAGUGUUAAGCCCGCAGGCCAAGGUGCAGCAUUCAGCAUCAGUCUGGUGAAAGAUGAUAUUGCUCAACAAAGGGUGGAUGUCAUUGUGAACUCAACAACUCCAAACCUCAACCUUCUUAGUGGACCGGUCACCAAGGCCAUAGUCAAGGUCGCUGGUGAUAGCAUACAGCAGGAGUGUAAAGACAAAUAUCCUAAUGGAAUUAAAGCUGGUGAAAUUGCCGUUACUGGAGGUGGAAACCUGCACUGCAGAUUUGUUUAUCAUACAACACUGGACAAGUGGUCUCCAGAUGAAAAGACUGUUACGGCUUUGAGAAAUCUAAUUGCAAACUGUCUCUCACAAGCGGCCAAAGAUGGUCUUGCCAGUAUUGCAUUCCCUGUGAUGGGGACUGGUGUUCUCAAAUAUCCAAGAGAUGUUGUCAGCAAUGUUAUCUUUGAGAGCUUUGACAGUUUCAGCAAGAAUCAUCCAAACACCUCACUUCAAGUCAAGGUGGUUAUACACCCAAACGAUGUGGAAAACUGGAGGGUGUUUACACAUACUGAACAACCGAGUGAUUCUCGUGAGAGCCAGGGUGCUGCUGGGCCAGAAGAAUCUUUUGAAGGACAGUUCCAGCAGAUUCCCCAAGAGUGGAGUCUGAUGGGAAAAACUGAUUUUUACAAACUAGUUCAAGUGCUACCUGGAACUACGGAAUAUCAAACGGUGGAACAGAAUUUCUCCAGUAGUCUCCAGCAAGCUGUUACAAUUGUUAAGAUUGAACGGAUUCAGAACAAGACCCUGUAUUAUCAAUAUUUUGCAAUGAAAAAUCGAUAUGAAGUCCAGAACCAAGGAAUACAAAAUGAGCGAAUUCUUUGGCAUGGAACAUCUUCAGAUGUGAUCACCUGUAUCAACACAUAUGGAUUUAACAGAAGUUAUUGUGGGAAAAAUGCAACUAUGUAUGGUCAAGGAGUUUACUUUGCUACUAAUGCAUCAUAUUCUGCAUCUGAGAGAUAUUCUGUGCCAGACAAUGAUGGAUGUAAAUACAUAUAUCAGACCAAGGUAUUAACUGGAGAAUUUACUGCUGGAGACAGUUCCUUAAAGGUUCCUCCAGUGAAGCCAAAUUCAGAGUCCCACAUUAAAUAUGACUCUGUAGUUGACGAUCCUAACAACCCUUCCAUCUUCGUCAUUUUCCACGACACCCAGGCUUAUCCACAAUAUCUGAUAACUUUCAAAUAAAAUUGUAGCAGAAUGUGAAAAUGUUAUUAUGUGGGAGUCUUUGUUGGGUAGUAUUAACAAGAUCAGAGUGUGAAACGGAAAAACAGAAUUAUGCACUCAUUCUGCUAAGGAUUCUAUAAAAAAUUAUACUGAGGGAUCUUCAGAACACUGCAUGUAUAAUUAUAAUGGAAUGACCAGUAAUAUAAAAAUUAAACUGUCUUAAAUAUAGAAUGUGGCCAAUUAGCAGUUACAUUUGAAUCCCGUUGGCUCGAACCCUGUCGGUGCUUGAGAAAGUGUUCGACCCAUCGGGUAGUUCGACCAAACCAUUAGAUCAACAACGUGUAAGUGUAACUUGAGACUUUGCUUUUAGUUCAAGCAUUGCGCUGUAUUCGACCCUUCCGAGUAUGACCCAAUGAGAUUCUACUGUACUUACACUUUGGAUUAGCAUUUUUGCUCUAAAUUCAUACAGUAAUUUAUGAUUUUAAAAGUGACUUUCUAAAGGAAUUUUCUCAAUAUUUCAUCAUGCAGUAUAUUAUUAUUAACAUCAAAAGGAAGGAAUUAAUGUUUAACAAAACUUCAGAAAAAAACAUUGACUACUAUGUGUCAAACAAAUUAUUAUGUGAACAGUAUAUAAAGCUGUGAACAGUUACAUACCUUAAAGACCCAAUGACAAACAUGUAAGCAAACAUAAAAUGGCAAACGUUUGUCAAAAAACACAAAAAAUAAAACAGACACUCAAAACAGUGUGUAGAGCUGUGUUCAACAAAACAACAAAAAAUCAUUAAACUACACUAAGAAACACCAUAACACCAAACUAUCAAGACAUGGUUUUACAGACAAAAAAUUUUUUAAAAUGAAAAAUAACCCACAUGUAUUAUAGACUUUGAAUGCAUGACGAUGUACAUUAUCACAGAUGCUUAUAGAAACAAUUUUUAAAAUGUUUAAGAAACACUAGAAAAUGUGUGCUGUAGUAGCCACUCCCGUGGAAAACUAGGAGACUCUUUGCCACCCCUUCAUCACAAAGAGGACCAACACAUCUAUAGCAACAUCCACAGGAGUGUAAUGAGAGACUUGGAUGUUUUUGUUGGGACUUCAGUGUUUCUGCCAGAAAGACAUUUUUGGGUAUGGUGUAUGGAAUUGAAUGCAUCCACAGCCAACAGGGUGUGGGGAGCCUCCCCCAGAAUUUUGUUUUUUUUUAAAUUUGGGUAUGGUGCCAUACCCGUUUUACCCUCUGGCAGAAACCCUGGACAUCACAUAAAUCCAUGGUAUAGAUGAUAAUUAUAAUGUGACGAAUGGUGGGAGACGGUCAAGACCAACAUGUACAUAAUGUUUUAAAAAUGCACUCAUUUUUUACUUAUUAACUAAAUAAAUACAGCCAUCAUGACCAAUUUGUUCUUUUACAGGUUUGUUUAAUCAUGUAUUUGUUAUCAAUGAAAUAAAUCCAAAACAAAACUGAAAACUCAAUAAUGUUGGUCAAAUUAUGUCAUUGUGACAGUAAAAAGUGGCAGAGACAAUAUAUAAUUCUACAGGAGGCAGUGCAUGUUCUUUGCUUUACUUUUUGCAAAAUGUUAUAUGUGGGGGAAGGGUAUUUUAAAAAUGCCAGAUUUUGCUACAUGUAUAUACAUAAUUGUUGAACAUUGCCAUAUUAUAUAUUAUGUAAACCGUAAUAAUCAUUUUUAUUUUAUUUUAUAAUGAUAAUAUUGUUAUUAAAUAUCUUGUUCAUUAUGUAUUUUCUUGCAGUAGGUUAUUUUUUAAAUAUCUGGGUUUUUCUAACCAGAUAUAUUUAAAAUAACUUUUAAGCUUAAAACACUUUUUUAUUUGUUUUUUAAUGUUAGAAUUAUAAAAUAGCAGGCCUCCCAGCCACAUAUUAAAAUAUAGGAAAUAUAGGAAUUUGCAUACCAAAAUAUAGGAGUUUUAUAGGAAUUUUGAAGUCAAAUAUAGGAGUUUUAUAUGAAAAUUUGGACCGAUUAUCAUGAUUGUAGGCAUUUUACAUGGAUUUCUAAAGACAUUUACAUUACUAAUCAUUAGGUGUGUUCAUUUAUGUCCUUGCCUUCUUACUGUGUAUAUAUUUUAACAGUUGAAUAAUGGCAGUUGACCUCUUAUAAUUACUGUUGCGUGAAGGAUAUAGUUUGGAACCAGAUGUCAAACACAAUUAUUUAUAAGUAUAUUUUCCAAAUAAUUAUUAAAUGGAAUUUUUUUUUAUAUAAAAUAAUAAAAUUCCAGGAUUUUCCAGGGGGUUAAUUCAUUUUUCCAGGAGUUUUAAUCACUUUCCAGGAUGAAAUUAAAAUUUAAGCACUUUCCAGGGUUUUGCAGGAUGCGUGCGAACCCUGUAAUGGUAUGUUCUUACCUUACGUAUGUACACAAGAUACCAUCUACUACCUCAGCAAAUAUAUACCAAGGCUUGCCAGCAGUCCAUGCCGAUAUCCAGGAUACUUUGAAAGUUGGUACAUCUUUUAUCAGUAAUACACCCUCCUCACCUCAUCAGGUGAGCAGGAUCUUGAUUGGCACUUGAUACAGAUCUCCCACAUUCAAAGCAUCUUCUGAAUUUCUGACAGGCUGGCUGCCUUUCACUACAAAUAUGACUCGGUAACAUAUUUUAUUCAUCGGCAUUCAUUGGCAUUUUGGCAAAGCAGUUGGGUAAAAUAUAGAAAAUGAAUCUCAAUAUAGGACUUUUAUAGGAUCCUGUAAAAAAAAUAUAGGGAACAUAGGAGGUCUGGGAGGCCUGAAAUAAGUCUUGACAGUCCUAAAGUUACUAAUCCUGUUAUAGAAACCAAAUGUUUUACGAAUGGCUAUAAUUAUAAAAUUUUACAAUAUAUGUCAUGAGUGCCAUUAUUAAUUACUGUUUGUAGAAAUUUAUUUUUUGAAGAUGCAUGUACUCAGAAAUUUAUACAUUUAUUUAUGGUU
Molecule: messenger RNA, 5374 nt
Organism: Gigantopelta aegis
Lineage: Eukaryota; Metazoa; Mollusca; Gastropoda; Neomphalida; Peltospiridae
Product: protein mono-ADP-ribosyltransferase PARP15-like
Exons: 16
Coding region: 137-2491 (784 amino acids)
Biological process (GO): negative regulation of gene expression
Cellular component (GO): nucleus; cytoplasm
Molecular function (GO): NAD+ poly-ADP-ribosyltransferase activity; transcription corepressor activity
Source: RefSeq, a predicted model, not a curated record